AUAUAAGAGUAAGGAGAGAGAGAGAGAGAGAGAGGGGGUUUAGCAGUGAAAGUGUAUAGAAUUGAAUGAUUUAUUUUUGACGUCUGCCGUUAGCAGACAAAUUGAAUAACGUGCGUUAGCGCGUUAUGAUAAUUUGUCUUCUCAUCUGACGCCAGUUAUUGACAUGACGACGUCAAAAAUAAAUCAUUCAAUGCUUAUAUUUACAUUCCCUUACUGAUGAAAUCAAUUGUUUACUUAAAUAAAUCAAUAUAAAUUGCAGAUCACGGAGGGAGUAAAUUAGUAACAGCAAGAACAGCUGUUAUAUACAACCGGUUUAAACUGGUUAUCACAUAGACUGUUGAGUUGAGAUCGACGAGCAUGAAAAUAUAAUCCAUGAAAAAUAACUCUUGAAAUUUUGCUUUUAAUUAUAAAGUCAUCUUUUUUGUUGAAUAAUUGUAGAACAUAGUCAUGAUAGUGUUUUGACAACAUUCAUGAAAUAUAUUUUUUUAACCGAUAACAUAGAAAUCUUUGUUUGAGAACUACUUAUGUAAAUAACAUGUAAAUUCAUACUCAGUGAUUACGGUAGGUGUUGCAUUUAGAGGCAUUUAAAGAUCAUAAAUUUUAAUGGAAAAACACAGUAGAAUGUAAAUAUUGAGGGAUAGAGAGAACAGAUGGAAAGCAAAAACAUAUUUAUCAGGAAAUUAUAAGAAACAGGGGCUUUGAGACAGGGGCUUUGAGAAAGAAUGAGAGAUAAGAAGUACAAACUUAACAGUAAAAUUAUGAGAUAGUGAAUAAAGGAGUAAUAAUGAGAGAGAAAGAGAGAGAGAUUACAUGUCUGAGAGAAUAAGUAAGAUGCACAUGUUUACAUAACAGAUAAAAAGUGUUUACAUGUUUAUCAGUUCUGAAAUUAUGUGGGACAGAGGCUUUGAGAAAAAAUGAGAGAUAAGAAGUACUUGUUUAGCUGUAAAAUUAGAGAUAGUGAAUGAAGGAGUAAUAAUGUGAGAGAGAGAGAGAGAGAAAGAGAGAGAGAGAUUACAUGGCUAAGAGAAAUAGAAAGAUGCAUUAGUGCAUAUAUGUUUGAGAGAGAGCAAGAGUGCAUGUUUAGUAUUAGAAUUAUGAGAAACAGAGAUUGAGAGAAAGAAAUAGAAAUAGCAGGAAUACAUGUUAGGUAAAUUGAGACAGUAAAUACCCGGUAAUUGAAUUGAACUAAAUUGGGACGUGUACUAUACAUCUAUUUUUUUUUCUCUCUCUGACUUUCUGUGCUAGAUAAUCAUAUACCGGUAGUACACUUUCUCAAUUAUGUACACAUCCAAGAGAGAGAAACAGAGAGAAAGAUAUAUAGAGAUAAAACGAUGGCAAUAGAGAGAGAGAGAGAGAGAGAGAGAGAGAGAGCACCUCUUUCUCACUCAGCAAUCUUGUGUUGUAUUUUUCUACUGGUUGAGUGUCUCUAUAAUCAGAACCAGAAUGAUAGACCAUCAAUUAUCUAAGUAGGGAAAAUAUGGUAUUUCUUAAAAAAAACAUCUGCUUUAAACUAAAAUAUUUCUUAUUAAGUUUGACAUUGAAUCUAUAAAGCAAUAAUAAUUCUAAAACUCUUUAUUUUCAUUCAACAGGUUGUGACCCAGACCCCCCACAUCAUGGACACAGCAAGCUCCCAAAACAUCACAGCAAGCUCCCCAUACCGAGUACAUCUGUGUUCUAAGUGUCCGGGGGACACAGCGUACUAUUGUGUAUCGUGUCCAUGUGAUCUGUGUCCCCAGUGUAAAGAGAACCAUGUAAAAGAUCUCCAAACAAUAGACCAUGAUGUUGUGUCACACCGUGAUAAAAUCAACUACAUCCCAACACAAGAGAUCUGUGUGAGACAUCCUAGCCAUGUUUAUACAAAGUACUGUGAACCUUGUCAAGUUCCUGUGUGUGAUUUUUGGUUUGGACAUAAAUCACACAAACUCCCUGUCAGAAGUUUUCUCUUUGGAAAAAAAAAGCACAAAAUUCAGGAUCUGCAAAAAGCUUAUAAAUCAAAGCGACAACAACACAGAGGAACCAUUCACACCAUCAGGAGUGAGGCUCUCUUUUACAGACCUGUUCUCCUGACAGGAAUCAAAGCUGAUGUCAAAACCUGUCACACAGAAUUCUCCCUCCUUCAAUCAGAGAUGUUAACAAAGGCCCAGAAACUGAAGGGUCUCAUUGACUAUGUGGUAUAUGAUCUAUUGAACUAUGUGUUAUGUGACUUUGAUUUCAAACACAGAUGUGAAAAACAGAAGAUAGAAAUGAUCAGACAUAUUGUCAGAAUAAGGAGAUAUGAACACAGAUAUGUACAGCCAGCAUUCACAUUCAGUGCGCUACAAUUCCUCUCCUUCACAAAGACAGUCCUCCCCCAGAUACAUCUUACACUCCACACCAGCCAGCUCUCCAUGACUGAGUCACUCAACAAGGAGGAUGUGAUGGAGUCACUGAGUGCAAUCCAAAUCACAGAGAGAGGAAACCGACGCGUAGGAAACCAGUGUCUGCUGAAACUGACGUCUGGUGCUGAGUUCCAUCAAUCUCUCACACUGACAGGUGUUGAUCGUUGUUUACACAUUUCCUGUGUGACAUCAGACCGGGUCUGGGUCAGUGAUCUAAAGAAACUCAUGUUGACAGACACAACAGGUGUCCCUCUACAUCGUGUGGAGGAUUCAUGUAGUUAUGAAGAUGGAUUACACACAGUGAACAGUGAGAGUGAACUGAUUUAUAUAGAUAGGAAACAUAACAUCAACAAACUGUCAAAGGAUAUGAAAACAACCACCACAUUUAUAAAGAGAACAGACUCUACAUGGGAACCAUGGUGUGUGUACUGGUCCCCGUCCACUGGGGAUCUACUGGUCGGGAUGUAUAGAGAACCAUUGACAGGCAAGGUAACCCGGUACAACCAGAGUGGACAACUCACACAAACCAUACAGUACAGCAGCACAGGACGGGGACUGUAUAGUGGACCUGACUAUAUAACAGAGAACAACAAUGGGGAUGUCGUGGUGUCUGACACUUGGUCUGGUGCUGUAGUGGUGACAGAGCGUGGAGGAAGACAUCGUUUCUCCUACACAGGACAUCCACCAGGAUCAGUACUAUGGCCACAUGGAAUCUGUACUGACGUGCUGUCACACAUCCUGGUGUGUGAUGAUAGAACCAAAACAGUACAGAUGAUAAACAAGGACGGUCAGUUCCUGUCACGUCUACUGACAAAAUCACAAGAGAUGGGUUUACCAUACAGCCUGAGUUAUGAUGUCAACACUCACCGUCUCUGGGUCGGAUCAUGGAACAACAACAAGGUGUGUGUCUACAGGUAUAUCACCAGACAGGACGCUCUGACAGAUGAACACAGACCCCGUCCUGAUGAGGACACCAUGUCCAGCUCAUCACCAGCCGUAGAAUGGAGAUAGCUGGGAUAUUGACAGAAACUAAUCUGGCAGCCAGGAAAGCUGAAAUUUUUGUGGAAGACACCUCAGGUAGUGUAGAUUUAAAGUUGUAAACAUCUAGACCCCUCCCCCCCCCCAGAAGGGUGGGGCAACUAUUUAGUCAAUGGGGGGUCAAAUUUUUACAUCUGAAUGUACUAAUGUAGAGUAAAUGUUUGAAAAUCUUCUUCCCAGAAACUAUUAAGCCAGGAAAGCUGAAACAUAAGUAAAAGCAUCCUCAGGUCAAAGUUGUGAAAAUCAUGACCCCGGGGUGUAGGGUGGGGCCACAAUGGGGGAAGGGGGGCAAACUCAAGUUUGUUCAAAUCAUGAUCCCCUGGGUUAAGAUGGGGUGACAAUUUGGGGGGUGAGAUCAAAUUUUUCCAUAGGAAUAUAUAGGGAAACAUCUUUACUUUUUUUUUUAUCGCAGAUGCUUGAAAUUUUAACACACUUUUUGUUUUUGCAUGUCAUGUCGUGGGAUAUAUUUUUGUAUCAAUCAGACGUCAACCUCCUGUUUAAUGAGUACUUUGUUUAUUUUAGCCAAAAUUUUUUAAAAAAUUUUCCUCAAAGAUUUCUCAGCAGCUAUUUAUCGCAGAUGCUUGAAACUUUAACACACCAUUUGUUUAGGCAUGCAACAUUGUUGGAUAUAUUUCUGUACCAAUCGGAUGCUUUCUGUUAAAUGUCGACUUUGCUUAUUUUGCAUAUUCACAUCAGAGUGGGGGUAUCACUAGUGAGCAUUGGCUCACAGAUAUCUUGUUCUUUCUUUUAAUACAGUUAUAAACUAAUUAUUUUUGUUUCUUGCAGACAGCUGCUUUUAGAACGCCUUCAGGCCAGUUCAGGGGGAGACAGUAGAAAACCUUCCCGGAUUACCCAUAAUUCCAAUGGAAAUAAUGCGUCGUCAAUGGACUCUGUUUUACUGAAUGUGAACUUUAUAUAAAUAAUGCGUCGUCAAUGGACUUGGUUUUUCUGAAAGUAAAUUCAACAUAAAUAAUGCGUCGUCAAUGGACUCUGUUUUUCUGAAUGUGAACUUUAUAUAAAUAAUGUGUCGUCAAUGGACUCUGUUUUACUGAAUGUGAACUUUAUAUAAAUAAUGCGUCGUCAAUGGACUCUGUUUUACUGAAUGUGAACUUUAUAUAAAUAAUGCGUUGUCAAUGGACUCUGUUUUUCUGAAUGUGAACUUUAUAUAAAUAAUGCAUCAUCAAUGGACUCUGUUUUACUGAAUGUUAACUUUAUAUAAAUAAUGCGUCGUCAAUGGACUCUGUUUUACUGAAUGUUAACUUUAUAUAAAUAAUGCGUCGUCAAUGGACUUGGUUUUUCUGAAAGGAAACUCAACAUAAAUAAUGCAUCAUCAAUGGACUCUGUUUCUGUGUACAUGGAUUUAACAUUUAUGUGUUCGUCAUCCUUUUUAUUAAUUUUACAUUUGUGCUAUAUGUGUGUUUUACAUAAUAAGCUCCUGAGAUCUCUUAUAAAUCUCUGCUGUACUUUGGUGCUAGGACAGAGAUAUCCCUUAGAAAUGUGACGAAUGUGUGAUGAAUUUUUUUUUAGUUUUGAUUUGCACACAAGAAAUUGAUUAAAAAACACAUGCAAAGGGGGGUAACUCCAAUUUGUAUUUUCCAAUUUGAAAUGAAAGAAAGUUAUCCCCCUUCUACUUAUGUUUUCUAGAGAUAUCUGUAUUUUAUGCUGUUGAUCCCUGACAUUUUUUUGUAGGAGAGUUUAUUGAGUACAGUGGCGUCGGAAGCACAUUUCUCCCUCAUAAAAAAUGUUAUAUUGAUCAGGUAGAUGGAAAAUUCAUGUUUAUGUAAAUAGUUUUGGAGAAAUAUUGUGACCAAGUUUAAGUUUACUGAUUUUCUUUUGUAUUUACGCUUACCAUGAAAUACAUACUACUUAUAUACAAAUGAUGUUUGGUGAGUCGUAGCAAUCUGUAGAUAGAACUCAAUAAAUGUGAUAUUUCUUU
Messenger RNA from Magallana angulata, 5352 nucleotides. RefSeq lists its product as uncharacterized. The record is from RefSeq and is a predicted model, not a curated record. The coding region runs from base 1614 to 3389 and encodes 591 amino acids. The transcript has 3 exons. Gene Ontology annotation, molecular function: ubiquitin-protein transferase activity; zinc ion binding. Lineage: Eukaryota; Metazoa; Mollusca; Bivalvia; Ostreida; Ostreidae. Gene Ontology annotation, biological process: positive regulation of DNA-templated transcription. Gene Ontology annotation, cellular component: chromatin; nucleoplasm.